Messenger RNA from Phodopus roborovskii (desert hamster), 1414 nucleotides. It is a transcript of the gene Atcay, whose product is annotated as ATCAY kinesin light chain interacting caytaxin. The record is from RefSeq and is a predicted model, not a curated record. The transcript has 13 exons. NCBI's taxonomy places the organism in Eukaryota, Metazoa, Chordata, Mammalia, Rodentia, Cricetidae. Gene Ontology annotation, biological process: apoptotic process. Bases 284 to 1399 code for a protein of 371 amino acids. Gene Ontology annotation, cellular component: cytoplasm.
UGAUGGCGGGGGACACGGAGACCGCCGGAGGACAGGGGUGCUGCUACUGACCCAGGCGUCCCCCUUCUGCUGGGCCGGUGCCGCUGGCCACGUUGCCGUAGGUGACCUUCCUCGGAUGUGGACUUGCCCCUGAGCAUCCUUCCGCCAGGCCCUAGCCUGGGUACCACCCGCGAGAUGCCAGCCUGCAUCCAGGCCUUUGUGUCUCAGUGACAGCGCGGAACCGCCGCCGAGAUCCUUUUCUGGGGUCACCUAGGCUUCCAGCUGGCUUCUCUUUCCAGCUUCCAUGGGGACCACUGAAGCCACACUGAGGAUGGAAAACGUGGACGUGAGGGAUGAGUGGCAGGAUGAGGAUCUGCCCAGACCGCUCCCUGAAGACUCUGGGGUGGAGCUGCUGGGCGGUGCAGCGGAAGACUCCUCCUCACCUCCCUGCACCCUGAACUUGAGUGGAGCACAUCGGAAGAGAAAGACCCUGGUGGCCCCAGAGAUCAACAUCUCCCUGGACCAGAGUGAGGGUUCCCUGCUGUCCGACGACUUCCUGGACACCCCAGAUGACCUGGACAUCAAUGUGGAUGACAUCGAGACACCAGACGAGACAGACUCACUGGAGUUCCUGGGGAAUGGCAAUGACCUUGAGUGGGAAGAUGACACUCCGGUGGCCACCGCCAAGAACAUGCCCGGUGACAGCGCGGACCUGUUUGGGGACAGUACGGAUGAUGGCAGCGCAGCCAACGGUCGCCUAUGGCGGACUGUCAUUAUUGGGGAGCAGGAACACCGCAUCGACCUGCACAUGAUCCGGCCGUACAUGAAAGUGGUCACCCACGGAGGGUACUACGGGGAAGGUCUCAAUGCCAUCAUUGUCUUCGCGGCCUGCUUCCUUCCAGAUAGCAGCUCUCCUGACUAUCACUACAUCAUGGAGAAUCUCUUCCUAUACGUCAUCAGCAGCCUAGAACUGCUUGUUGCGGAGGACUACAUGAUCGUGUACCUGAACGGGGCCACGCCCCGGCGGAGGAUGCCUGGCAUUGGCUGGCUGAAGAAGUGUUACCACAUGAUUGACAGGAGACUGCGGAAGAACCUGAAGUCCCUGAUCAUCGUGCACCCCUCCUGGUUCAUCCGCACCGUACUUGCCAUCUCCCGGCCCUUCAUCAGUGUCAAGUUCAUCAGUAAGAUCCAGUAUGUGCACAGCCUGGAGGAACUGGAGAAACUCAUCCCCAUGGAGCACGUGCAGCUGCCAGAGUGUGUCCUGCAGUACGAAGAACAGAGACUCAGAGCCAAGAGAGAGAGCGCACGGCCUACACAGUCAGAUUUCCUCAUUCCCAGAUCCGAUGGAAGACCAGAGGCAGUGGAAGAAGAGGAUGGCUCAGCGGAAGUGACAGAAGACCAGGAAACAAGCAUGUCCUGACUUAACCAGGACCUA